This is a messenger RNA of Neltuma alba, 1234 nucleotides long. RefSeq names its product E3 ubiquitin-protein ligase CHIP-like. Gene Ontology annotation, molecular function: ubiquitin protein ligase activity; protein-folding chaperone binding. The record is from RefSeq and is a predicted model, not a curated record. NCBI's taxonomy places the organism in Eukaryota, Viridiplantae, Streptophyta, Magnoliopsida, Fabales, Fabaceae. The transcript has 8 exons. Bases 70 to 918 code for a protein of 282 amino acids. Gene Ontology annotation, cellular component: cytoplasm. Gene Ontology annotation, biological process: positive regulation of proteolysis; protein polyubiquitination; protein quality control for misfolded or incompletely synthesized proteins.
CCAGAGAGUUUUAUUUUUUGGGGGGAGGGGGAGAGAGAGAAAUUGAAAGGGACAUAGAAUUUUCCAACUAUGGGGCCAAAUGCAGGUUCUUUGUCGGCGGUGGCGAAACAGGCGGAGCAACUUCGAAUAAACGGCAAUAAUUAUUUCAAGAAAGAUCGGUUCGGAGCUGCCAUCGAUGCUUAUACGGAGGCAAUUACUCUAAUGCCCAACAAUCCGGUUUAUUUCACGAAUCGUGCUCUAUGCCAUCGCAAGCGGAAUGACUGGGCAAGAGUGGAGGAAGAUUGUCGGAAAGCUAUUCAACUAAAUCACAAUUCAGUCAAGGCCCACUAUAUGUUGGGACUUGCUUUGCUGCAGAGACAAGAAUAUGCAAAGGGAAUAGCAGAAUUAGAGAAGGCUUUAGAUCUUGGGAGGGGAGCCAAUCCUAAGGGCUAUAUGGUAGAAGAGAUCUGGCAGGAGCUAUCGAAAGCAAAAUACCUAGAAUGGGAACGUUCAUCUACCGAGCGAUCGUGGGAAUUGCAGAGCUUGAAAGAAGCUUGCGAGUCUGCUUUAAAGGAAAAGAGUCUACAUGGCAUCUCCCAAGAGGAAGGCUUGAUAGAUGAAGAUCCAACCACCCUUUCAGAACAGCUCGAGGCUUUAGGAAGAGUGUUUGGUAAAGCUGCAGAGGACGAUACACCCACUGAGGUGCCAGAUCACCUUUGCUGUAGAAUUACGCUUGAACUUUUCCGGGAUCCUGUCAUCACUCCUAGUGGUCUUACGUAUGAGAGGGCGGUGAUUCUUGACCAUCUUGAAAAGGUGGGUAGGUUUGAUCCAGUCACCCGAGAACCGCUUAAUCCAUCCCAGUUAGUACCAAACUUGGCCAUAAAGGAAGCAGUCCGGGCAUUCUUGGAUAAACAUGGAUGGGCCUACAAGAUAGACUAACCUAUGAUUUAUGUUACCAACUGAGAGGUGUUGGUAGUUCCUCGUGUGCUUGAUGUUUGGUAAUCAUUGUUUGUAGUUCCAUGCGGUGCCUGUUGUGAACAGAAGGGUUAAAUGUUGUCUAAAAGUGUACAUAUAACUAUAAUUGACUGUUUGUUUUGCAAUAUGUACAUAGUAGUCUGCUUGAUCAUAUUAAAUGCUCACAGAACAGUUGCUUUUUUAUUUGUGUACUUAGGAAAAAAAAGACUUUUCAGACUAUUUGAGUCCAUUUUGCUGGUUGGCUCUGUGGGCUUAUUCAAUUUCUCAUAUUUUUCGGUCA